AUGAGCUGCGGCCGGCCCAAGGACAUGGAAGCCGCCGCUGCCGCCUCUGCUCACUUCAGCUUCUGCCGCAGCCUCCUGGAGCACACGGUGUCGGCCGAAAACCUCAGCUACCGCCUGCAGCGCAACCCGGGCAGCAGCCUCACCUGGCACGACGGCCGCAGCCAGCGCCCCGACAGCGGCCACACCGUCAAACUCCUGCGGCAGCCGGGCACCGAGGGCUCCCAGGUCCGUGGCUGUGACCAUUAUGGCAUCUACCACACCAGUCCCACGCUGGGCAGCCUGGUCAAGCCAGUGGUGCUGUGGACCCAGCAGGAUGUGUGCAAAUGGCUGAAGAAGCACUGCCCACACAACUAUCUCAUCUAUGUCGAGGCGUUCUCCCACCACGCCAUCACAGGGCGAGCGCUGCUGCGGCUGAACGGGGAGAAGCUGCAGCGCAUGGGGAUCGCGCUGGAGACGCAGCGCCAGGAGGUGCUGCAGCAGGUCCUGCAGCUCCAGGUGCGCGAGGAGGUUCGGAACCUGCAGCUGCUCAGCCAAGCUUCUUUUGGAAAUGUCUCCUAG
Messenger RNA from Sturnus vulgaris (Common starling), 558 nucleotides. RefSeq names its product sterile alpha motif domain containing 10 (gene SAMD10). Gene Ontology annotation, molecular function: protein binding. Gene Ontology annotation, cellular component: cytoplasmic side of plasma membrane. NCBI's taxonomy places the organism in Eukaryota, Metazoa, Chordata, Aves, Passeriformes, Sturnidae. The record is from RefSeq and is a predicted model, not a curated record. Gene Ontology annotation, biological process: cell surface receptor protein tyrosine kinase signaling pathway.